CUUGUAGUGCCGUACCUCCUGAGUGAGGAUCGCUAUUGACAACUAAGGAAAAAUGUUUAUUUACUGUUUAUCAUGAAGUUUGCGCUCUCCACAAGUGUCUCAGUGGUCAAUGAUCCAACACAGAGUUGAAAUGGGAACCUUAGAGCUGGUGAAUGAGUAAGAGAAAGCUGAAUAAGCCUUGUAGUGGGAUAAUAUCGGCGUGUUUGGCAGGCGGAGGGGAUGGCCGAGCAGCAGCAGCAGGGAGGAGGGCAGCCCAGGCCAGGGACUCUAAGCAUGUCAGGGGCUGUUCCAGGUCGGCGAAGCAACCUCCGCUUGGCGUUUCCAGGUCAGGGAAGAUCCAAUAAUGACCGUCCACAGAACAACCUUGACUUCCCUGCCUCCGGAUACCCUGCGACACAGAUGUUUGCACCUCCACCACCACCACCUCCACCUCCGCCCAGAAACACUGCACUGAACUCAUCUGGUCGGCUGGGCGGUGCCUCUGGUUGCACCUCUUCUGCUUUCGGUAGCUGCUCCACCUCUGCUGCGUCCACUAGUAGCACCGGUACCUCAGUCACAGCCUCUCCAAACUCCCUCUCCUUGGGCAGCGUGGGGCCCCCUGGAGGCCAGCCAAACCUCCGUGAUCAGAAAAAGAAGCACUUGGUCCUGCACUUGCCUCCCCCACACAACCACCACCAUCACCACAACCACCACUCGCACGCUCAGCACCACCACCACCACCACCAUCACCACCACCAUCGCCAUGUCCUCCACCAUGAGGGCUUGAGGGACCGCGGGCACAAGAGUGGCAUUGUGCAUUGUGGUCCAAGAAUACCAUUAGACUUAACAAGUGUGGAAGUUUUUAUAUGUGUUGCAGACUUUGUUGUGCUGUUUAUACUGUGCGAAUUGGAGCUUGCUGUCAUCAUACCCUCAGACAUGAACUGCCAUAAGGGAUACGAUGCCAAAAAUACAGUCAGUGGGUUAUGUAAGUGGCCAAUAUCCUGGGAGUGCUGCAUGGAGGCCGGGUGUGCCCAGACACCCAUGAGCGCACCCAGGAAUAUGAUGCUGACCAUGGAAGAGGGGUCCUCCCUAGAGCCGGCACUCUUCCAGUCACAGCUUAUGCACCUCACAUUCAUUAUUCGUUUAUUGAUGAGAUUAAUGCAAAAGCCCCCUUUUAAGUGCCAAAUGAGUCUAAUCACACUCCAAGAGGAUCGUAAUAUCACCCAGAUCAUAGGGGUUAAUAUCAAAAUACAGCAGUAUGAGUAUGGAAAACUGCUUCAGAUUGCAAUAGAAAUAAGUUCAAUUCCAUUAAAACAUGAAUUGUACUUUGUGGGAUACAGGGAAUUUAAAGAAUUCCUUGCAGUGAACUUUGAUGCUAGGACCAUGACGACAGUUCCACCCCAGCCAAGUCAGACAGUUUACCUUAGUUCUAAGUAUUGUAAUGUAAGCUUGUCAUAUUUCCACAUUAUUGACCCACUGCCUCCGGGUCAACACACAUAUAUGGCUUCCCAAGUGCUCAGCCACCAAGGAGUCAUGUUACCAGCUGUAUGUGAACACUCUUCACAAACUAAACUCACAGUGGACUUGGCAUGUACUUUCAUGCCAUUCUUGUUAGCAGCAGGUUUAUUCCUAGAUGAAUGUUUCUGUACAUGUUCAGUUCUCACUGUCAGUGGCUGCAUUAUGUUGUAUAAAUUCUUUGGUGAAGCAUGGAUUUACAGACAAGUUGAGUUCACAGCGGACGACCUUCGUGAUUUAGGGGAGAUUGGAAGAGGAGGUUUUGGCACUGUCAAUAAAAUGGUGCAUCGUAAGAGUAACACAAUCAUGGCUGUUAAGCGAAUUCGUUCAACAGUUGAUGAGAAAGAACAGAAGCAACUCUUGAUGGAUUUAGAGGUAGUUAUGCGAAGCAACGACUGCCCUUGUAUUGUUCAAUUUUAUGGUGCCAUAUUCAAGGAGGGUGACUGUUGGAUAUGCAUGGAGCUUAUGGACACGUCACUGGACAAGUUCUAUAAAUUUAUAUAUGAGCGUUUACAUGAACGUCUUCCAGAAAACAUGCUUGGAAAAAUAACUGUUGCAACACUAACAGCACUAAACUAUUUAAAGGAGAAGUUGAAAAUAAUCCAUCGUGAUGUGAAGCCAUCUAAUAUUUUAUUGGAUAAGCGCGGCAAUAUCAAGCUCUGUGAUUUUGGCAUUUCUGGUCAGCUUGUGGAUUCCAUCGCCAAGACAAGAGAUGCUGGAUGUAGACCAUAUAUGGCACCAGAACGUAUAGACCCAGCCAGAGCCCGGGGAUAUGAUGUUCGCUCUGAUGUGUGGUCCCUGGGUAUCACCUUGAUGGAGCUGGCCACAGGGAGUUUCCCAUAUCCCAAGUGGAAUUCUGUUUUCGAGCAGCUAACGCAAGUAGUGCAAGGAGAGCCACCACGUCUUUCACCCAACGAGAAUGGCAACACUUUCUCCGAGGAGUUUGUUAGUUUUGUUAAUACAUGCUUAAUAAAAGAUGAAAGCUCACGACCCAAGUAUAAACAGCUCCUCGAGCACGAGUUCGUCGUGCGAUCGAGAGAGGACCCCAUGGACGUGACAGAGUUUGUUAGUGGCAUUCUGGACAAGAUGGCAAACAACGGACGUGUCAUGUAUACUUACGAUUCUUACAACUGCUGAUGAACUUACUGUCAUAGCACUUGUCUCAUCAUUUUUAACUCUGGGACUACGAGUGGAACAGACUUGCUCUGGAGCAAGUUGAAGCAGUGCAGCAUUUAUAUUUUAUAUGUAGGCUGAAUAAUGCCAGCUUUGCAAAGAGAGAGUAAAAAAAAAUGUUUUGAGUUUGAAUGCCAGCUUUUAUAUGGCAUUUACAAGUGGCACUGUGUGGCAGCAACAAUGGUCUGGUUUACUGAUUGACUGUGAUGUGACACCCAGUGUAUGUAAAACAAAGGAGAAGUUUUUUCAGUGAUAAGAUAUGUGUAGAAGUUUCUCAAAAAAAAAAAAAAUGGGUGCAGAUAUGAGCCUUAUACAUAGGUAAGAAAAUGGGAUUACAUUGGGUUAUAAGAGGAGACUCGUGCAGGUAGUUGUGUUGUCGUCGCAGAGUAGUUGGCUGGAAUAGUUUUAGAAGCUGUUACGAAUAGCAUUUCUGAUGCAGAGUUCUCUACUGAAUAAGGGGAAUGGUCACCAGAAGAGGAACCAGCAGAAGUGACUUUUAAAAUCAGAAUUUGCCAUUACCACUGGUACAUUAUUGUAGUGAACCUGAUUGUUCCAUUUUUAAGAAUUAAAAAAAAAAAGAAAAAAGUAACAUAGACUCAAAUUAAUAGUAUCAUAACACUCAUUUAGGUUUUAAAAUAUUUAGAAAGAAGCCUAUUUUAGUGCCAUUGUUAUAUAGUGUGACUAUGAUUAAAAAUGAAAAAAUAUUUAUUUAUGAUAUAGGGUGUUGAAUUGAAGAUCCCUAGGGUGAUUAUAACAGAUUUUUUGGUAAGAAAGAGAACUCCUUCAAAUAGGCUUUGAUUGCUUGGCUGUGGUUCUUGGAGUGUUCCUAAAUGACAUUUGAAACUGCUUGCUUCGUGGUUGCAAAUCAAAAUGCCCAGAUGGAGGUGUCAGAGCCACCUGGUGGAAGGGGAUGUAAGAAAGCUGCAGAAAGUUGCAAAACAGGACACAUUCAUGUGGCACAGCACAUGUGAUUGUUUGUUCACUAUUUCAUAGUUUAAAAGUAUUCAGUGCCAUUAUCAAUGGUAUCAUCAAAAUGUGUAAAUAGAUAUACAUUUUUACAUUCCCAGUGAUAAAAAAAAAACUUUUAAAGAUAACCUCAAGAAAAAAAUCUGUUGUUUUUUGACACUCGCAACAACCACCAGCACCCGAGCUCAGCGAUCAAAGUAAUUUUAGCAAAAGUUCUGUGAUUCUGCCUGCGAGUUGCACCUCACUUGUAUGUAGUAAAGAGGGGGUCCUU
This is a messenger RNA of Penaeus vannamei (Pacific white shrimp), 3904 nucleotides long. NCBI's taxonomy places the organism in Eukaryota, Metazoa, Arthropoda, Malacostraca, Decapoda, Penaeidae. The record is from RefSeq and is a predicted model, not a curated record.